Akanthomyces muscarius is the source of this 210-nucleotide messenger RNA. RefSeq lists its product as uncharacterized. Gene Ontology annotation, biological process: proton transmembrane transport. The record is from RefSeq and is a predicted model, not a curated record. Lineage: Eukaryota; Fungi; Ascomycota; Sordariomycetes; Hypocreales; Cordycipitaceae. Bases 1 to 210 code for a protein of 69 amino acids. Gene Ontology annotation, molecular function: proton-transporting ATPase activity, rotational mechanism. The transcript has 6 exons. Gene Ontology annotation, cellular component: proton-transporting V-type ATPase, V0 domain.
AUGGAUUCAGAGGUUGCGCCGAAGUUCGCGCCCUUCAUUGGCAUGGGUGGCAUUGCUGCGGCAAUGGUCUUUGGAUCAAUCGGCGCCGCAUAUGGAACUGCGAAAUCUGGCAUUGGCAUCGCCGGCGUGGGCACCUUUCGUCCUGACCUGAUCAUGAAGUGUCUCAUUCCUGUCGUCAUGUCAGUUUGUUUGCCGGAUUCCUACACCUAG